CGAAGAUGCCCAUCCAACUGCAACAUUACGCGUCUUCAGUUGCAUCUCACCGCGUCCUCCUAUAUACCGCUCUGUCAAUUGCAGCUGUUUUGGCAGUCGUCGCGAACGCUUUGAAGCGACAUAGCAACUUCUAUUCUGUGGCAGUUUAUCUCUCUAAAAGCAAUGGCACUGUCGUCGUAAUUGCCAACUUCGGUCUACUUCUUGCUUUACUGGCAGGGCGUCUGCUUCAGCAAGUAUUCUUCGGACCGUUGAGACCUAUGGAGGUUGAACGCCUGUAUGACAGAAUGUGGUUCUUUGUAACUGAAUCACUGCUAGCAUUUACCAUAUUCCGGGACGAAUUCGACAUUCCGUUUGCUCUAAUGUUCGGUCUUCUGUUAUUCACAAAAUGCUUCCAUUGGCUCCUGUCGGAUCGGAUAGAAUGGAUGGACCAAAGACCUUAUCCCGGACCGCCUCUACUAUUCCAUAUUCGCAUUCAUGCGCUCGUCGGUCUCCUUUGGGCAACCGAUCUAGUAGUUUUUCUUUUGACAGUUGAGAACAUGCUCACGCAUGGCGUCGGAGGAACAGUAUUAUUUGCUAGUGAAUAUGCAAUUCUACUCGCUGGUUUAGGCAACUCGGUUGCGAAGUAUGUUAUUGCUCUAAUUGAUCUUAGACGUGCAUCUUUGAGGGGCGGAGAAAACGCACCGCCUUGGGAAGAUAAGAGCAUGCUAGUCUUCUAUGUCGAGCUUGCAACUGACUUCCUCAAGCUUGUGACAUAUAUGGCAUUUUUUAUGAUCGUACUCACUUUCUAUGGGCUUCCGUUGAACAUUGUCCGGGAUGUUUACAUUACGGCACGUUCGUUCAUCAUGCGCUUUCGGGAUCUUAUUCGGUAUCGCACGGCAACUCGUAAUAUGGAUGAACGAUACCCGAAUGCUACGGAAGAAGAGCUAAGCAAUAUGAACGACAGAACGUGUAUUAUCUGCCGCGAAGAGAUGGUUCAUCCUACAGUAACUCCGCAGCCAGAGGCUGCCGGGGAACAGGCUCAAACUCCAAGUGUGCAGGACGGUCCGAAUACUACGCCCAAAAAGCUCCCAUGCGGCCACAUUUUUCACUUCUACUGUCUUCGUUCUUGGUUAGAACGCCAACAAAGUUGCCCAACCUGCCGAAGAUCCGUCUUGGAAACCAACCAGCCGACUCAAGCAAAUGGACAACCUGUCCCUCCUCGGGUCCAGCCUGGAGUAGUCCCACAAGCCCCUAAUGCCAUGGGUCCUGGCCAGCCAUUCCAAUGGCAGCCGGAUCAACAAGCCAAUCGUGGAGGCAUCCUUGGUCGACUUAUGGGUGGUGCGGGGCUACCACCCUUUGCCCAUGGACAGUUUCCGCCUAUUCCACCUGCAGGCCAAGUCCAACAACCCAACGGCUAUGCAGCUGUCCAGCAAGGCUUUCAACCGGUAUUCGGUCAGCCUGCAGUUCCCUAUCCUCGACCUCUGGCUGCACAGGGCGAGCGAUUUGCCGGAUUCUUUGCUCCCGAUGGUGUUUGGCAUCCUUGGCCUCAAGUUCCGGGUGACGCCAAUAAUGAGGCACCAAAUGUUCAGCGGAACGAACCGCCCGAAUCUACACAGACGAUUACGGUUCGGCCUGACCCAGAAAACGGAGCAGAAUUGGCUCCGAAUGCAGGUCAGGAAAGCUCCGUCGGUGCAUCUACGGCGCAGAGCACUUCUCCGGCGGCUUCACCUCAAUCAAAUGCACGAGAAGCAGCAGCGGCAGCAGCUUUACGGCGUCUUAACCCUCUAGGCAGCAGUCCACCUAUCCGACGGGGCUCGAUAACGCCAAUCGAUCGGAUGCCUACGCAGUCGGGAACUCAGGCGCCUAACGGAAGUGCCUCGGAAAGUGCGCCGAGCAGCAGCAUUCCAGCAGCGACCUCAAUUCCGAGUAGUACUUCACCAGGAUCAAAUAAUUCCGCUAGAACACAAACCGCCCCUACUCUUAUUCCGCUCUAUGAUCCGCAGAUCUCGUCAUUUUCACUACCCCGCUUUAGGUCGUCCUCGGAGAGGGUUGCCGGACGUGCAGCGCGCAUUGGGUUGGAACGCUUUACGGGACUGGGCAUGCGGCAGAGUGUUCAAGAGCUUCCUCUUACAGUGACGGAGGAGCAGCUGCGGGUGCUCGACCAGCUGACGCGGGAGGCGAUAGACGAGCGCUUACGCAUCCUAGAAAACAUUCAAACGACGACUGCACAUAUUGCAAUGGAUCUUCUUCGAUGUCGAAGCGUGUUACCAAGAAGUAGUUCGAGUUCUACGUUCCCUACACCUUCCUCUUCCACCCAGAAUGCACAAAACUCCGCAGCAGAAGGAGCUCAGAAUUCUUCGGGAGGGACUUCGUCUACAGCAGAACGGGCGCCUACUGAAGAAGGAUCGGGUAAUAGUGAGGCUCAACCUCCUCAGCCCAUUGAAACCGGAGCUUAAUGUUCUACCGCCGGACUGGAGGAAUUAUGCUUGUAUUGUAGAGUACUGCUUACUAUUGAAUCUUCCAUAAAAUUUCAAGCCAUCUAGACCACUACUAUUAUCUACUUUCAAGUAACGCCUGAGCACGUUCUUUGAUUGCCUUACCGUCGACAAGCGCCUUGUCAACUUGUGUAUAGAAGGUCUUAAGUAGAAUGCCCAUUGCUCGUUUUGAGUCUACUCCAGGAUCUAAGAGCUUUUUCUCCUCGGCAAUCUUGCGUAAUAGGUCGUCCGUUUCGGUUUCGGACAUGGACGGAGGGAGGAGUGUUCCCAGGAAGCGGGCCUCGCGCAUUUCAGAUUCUACAAGUUCAUGCCGUGAGGCGACGGCGUAUUUUCCUGCAGCAUCAGCUCGGCGAGCUAUGGCUUUCCUCACAAUGGAUGUUACUUGUGAAUUGGAGAUAGGUCCUGAUGGACUCUUAUCUGCUGAGUAUACUUCUGCCAAAACGGACCGUAAGACCGUCGAAGCAAAAGUAUCUUUAGACUUCAUUGCAUUUUUCAGUUCCGUCGUUAGGCGUUGGCGUUGAUCAUUCUCGCUGCCCGACGUUGUUGCAACGCUUCGUAAACU
This is a messenger RNA of Fomitiporia mediterranea MF3/22, 3036 nucleotides long. RefSeq lists its product as uncharacterized. NCBI's taxonomy places the organism in Eukaryota, Fungi, Basidiomycota, Agaricomycetes, Hymenochaetales, Hymenochaetaceae. The record is from RefSeq and is a predicted model, not a curated record. Gene Ontology annotation, cellular component: cytoplasm. The coding region runs from base 6 to 2435 and encodes 809 amino acids. Gene Ontology annotation, molecular function: zinc ion binding. The transcript has 11 exons.